This is a messenger RNA of Juglans regia (Persian walnut), 882 nucleotides long. Its product is annotated as glutathione S-transferase T3-like. The transcript has 2 exons. The record is from RefSeq and is a predicted model, not a curated record. Bases 1 to 882 code for a protein of 293 amino acids. NCBI's taxonomy places the organism in Eukaryota, Viridiplantae, Streptophyta, Magnoliopsida, Fagales, Juglandaceae.
AUGGACUCAGGAGAGCAUGGAAAUAUGUUCUUCACCAGCCUCCUGACUCAGGAGCCUGAACUUGACUACAUUUAUGUUGGUCAAGGUGAACAACAUCCCGUGACUUUGGAUGACUCUCCACCCCCGCCCCAAGUAGAUCCUCCCCCCUCUCAAAGAAAAUCAGCCAGGGGUGCAAACUUCACCCCCGAAGAAGACAAGUUACUUGUCUCCGCAUGGCUGAAUAGUAGCAUUGAUGCCAUCCAAGGAACGGACCAAAAACACGCCCAACUUUGGGAAAAAAUUAGUCAAUACUUCAAUGAUUAUAAAGAAAGUACAAAUGAGCGAAGUGUUGGGUCCUUAAUACAUCGGUGGUCUGCCAUUCAAAAGGCGACGAACAAAUUUUGUGCUAAACUCGCCCAAGUUGAAGGGCUGAAUCAAAGUGGCAUGACUGAGCAAGAUAAGUUUGACAAAGCGAAGGUCAUGUACCAAUCGCUUGAGAAAACGGCAUUUCAGUUCGAGCAUUGUUGGCAGCUAUUGAAAGACCAGCCGAAAUGGAAUCAGCGUUGCACAAAGGACGGGACAAAGCGAAGGUCGACGAUGUCCCCUACAUAUUCGCGUACAUCAGCAGUGGCAACUAAUUCACCCAUUGAUUCAGUGGGUGGUACAGAGGGCGAGAAUAUGGAUACUAAUGAUGUCAUCGAAUUGGAUAGGCCAAUAGGAAGAAAAGCUGAGAAAGGAAAACGUAAGGCCCAAGGUAGAGCCUCAGAAGAGCUUGUGGAGCUCAGCAAGAAAAGGUAUACUCUCCUAGAGGAGUCACGUGCUCAGGAGAAAGAAUUUUUCCGACUCAAGGCGGAGAAGAUGGCAUAUGAACGAGAAAUGGAGGAAAAUAAAAUUGGACAAUAG